UUCUCUGACAGUUCAUCACAAAGAAGAGGAGCGUGUCGUAAUUAGAUGAUCACAAAGGCUAAUUAUGCAUGAGAUAUUAUUGCAUAUUUACAUGUGUCUCUCUCAGCCACAUGCCAUGUUUGAGCCCACACAAGUACACAACAUGCCGGCCCGGCCGAGGCGCACACAUAUAUAGCAACCAUGAGAGCCCCUUGCUGCUACCAAUCUAUCAGCAACAUUUCUACAUCUUUCCUGAGCCAGAAUCAAGAAACGAUGCAAGGCCCUAACGCCAACACGAGCAAAAACACCAUGGCAUUCAAGCAAUACUUCCUCAAGAACCUGUUCCUGAGCCUCCGGGCACGCACAGAGGCAUGCUCCUUCCACGCCAUGAGCCUCCGGGAGAGGAAGCGCGCCGUCAAGUCCUCGGCCGACGUCGCCAUGGCCGCCGCGCGUGGCGCCGGCGCGAGGUGGCCCAAGGCCAUCUUGGCCGCCCCGUCGUCGUCCAGCCCGUCGUGCAAGGUGAGGAGUAGGUGCAGGAGGGUUGUGAGGAGGUGGCGCUGCCACAAGAAGAGGAGAGGCGAUGCUGAUGCUUUUGGUAGCGCGACGAGCAGCGACAUUGCAAGGAGGCUGGUGAAGAGGAGGACCAUGGCGCUCAGGAAGGUGAUACCCGGUGGGGACGCCGCCAUGGACGAGGCCUCGCUGCUCCGUGAAGCCAUGGACUACGUCGUCCAUUUACGCGCCCAGGUCGACGUGCUCCGCCGCGUCUCGGAAGCCGUGCAAAGAUCCAGCCGCCUCCGGGGUUCUUGUUCUGUGUGUGCAGUCAAAGAAGAGGAGCCUUCAAGUAUGAAGGAAUGUGGUGAACUAGUGAUUGAUGGUUCAGAAGAGGAGGAUCGUGUGCAUGCAUUUGGAAAGGAAACCAUGGCUGAUAUCUGAUGGUGAUCAGGGCCAGAUCUGUCAGCUUGAUCAGCAUUUUGUCUUGUUUCUUUCAGAGAUGAGUGGGGACUUGCUAGCGGAAAUGGUUCCUCUGACAAAGUCACGGUGAUUUCAACGUUAGAGGAUCCUCUCGCCUUGUUAGCUACCUAGGCCGUGGACCCGUGGCAAUUGUUGUACUGUGAGGAAAGGGACACAUCAUUGUACAUCAAGAGUGAAAUGGAAACUUGGGAUUAUCUACUGCCAAUUUAAUUUAACUUGUGGUGACUCAUUCCCAAUAUCAAAGGGAAAAACACCCCCUAAGAAC
Messenger RNA from Phragmites australis (common reed), 1216 nucleotides. Its product is annotated as transcription factor IBH1-like 1. The record is from RefSeq and is a predicted model, not a curated record. Gene Ontology annotation, biological process: regulation of DNA-templated transcription. The coding region runs from base 181 to 912 and encodes 243 amino acids. Gene Ontology annotation, molecular function: protein dimerization activity. Lineage: Eukaryota; Viridiplantae; Streptophyta; Magnoliopsida; Poales; Poaceae. The transcript is spliced from 2 exons.